AGAACUGGACGACUAGUGGCCUUCGUCAUGCACUCGCUAUCUCUCUCUCUCUCUCUCUCUCUCUCACUACCAUUUCCAUUUUAUCUAUUUGUCCUUCAAUUUGUCUCGUCAAUUGCCCAAGCACCGAGCCAGAGAGAGAGAGAGAGAGAGCGCCAUGGACAAUGGAAUAAAGAAAUGUGACGGCGCCCAAGAAGUUGAUCAUCAUCAAACGCCCAGGAAUAUGACCAUUAAAGGCAUUCUUGGGUUGUUGAUGGCAAACGUCGAUGCUGACGACAAGCGCCGCGUGAUUUCUCUGGGGAUGGGCGACCCUUCUGCCUACUCCUGCUUUCACACCACUGCCGUCGCCGAGCAGGCUGUUGCCGAUACUCUCAGCUCCCAAAAGUUCAAUGGCUAUGCCCCCACCGUGGGUCUUCCUCAGACUAGAACGGCAAUCGCUGAAUAUUUGUCAUGUGACCUCCCUUACAAGUUAUCACCUGAUGAUGCUUUUGUCACAGCCGGUUGCACUCAAGCUAUUGAUGUAGCAUUAACAAUUUUAGCUCGCCCUGGAGUGAAUAUUUUGCUUCCAAGACCUGGGUUCCCAAUCUACGAACUCUGUGCUGCAUUUAGAAAUCUUGAAGUUCGGCAUUUCGAUCUUAUCCCUGAGAAGGGUUGGGAAGUUGAUCUGGAUGCUGUUGAAUCGCUUGCUGAUUCUAACACUGUUGCAAUGGUAAUCAUAAAUCCUGGGAAUCCAUGUGGCAAUGUCUAUACCUAUCAACACUUGAAGAAGAUUGCUGAAACUGCAAAAAGGCUAAAAUUUAUUGUAAUUGCCGAUGAAGUUUAUGGCCAUCUUGCUUUCGGAGACAAUACUUUUGUGCCAAUGGGAGUUUUUGGAUCCAUCGUUCCUAUUCUCACCCUUGGCUCUUUAUCAAAGAGAUGGAUAGUGCCUGGUUGGCGACUUGGUUGGUUUGUGAUAAAUGAUCCCUGUAGCACAUUCAAAAAUCCGAAGGUGAUUGAGCGCAUAAAGAAGUACUUUGAUAUUUGCGGAGGUCCUGCUACAUUUAUACAAGCAGCAGUCCCUCAUAUUCUUCAACAAACUGAAGAGGUUUUCUUUACGAAGACCAUUAAUACAUUGAAGCAGACGGCAGAUAUUUGUUGCAAUAAAAUAAAGGAGAUCCAUUGCAUUACAUGCCCGCAUAAACCACAGGGAUCCAUGGCUGUAAUGGUGAAGCUGAAUCUUUCCCUCCUGAAAGGCAUUAGUGAUGACAUUGACUUCUGCUUCAAAUUGGCAAAAGAGGAAUCUGUCAUCAUUCUUCCAGGAAUUGCGGUGGGCAUGGAAAACUGGGUCCGGAUCACAUUUGCAGUCGAUCCAUCCUCGCUUGAAGAAGCUUUAGGGAGGGUGAAGUGUUUCUAUCAACGGCACUCCUAUCGCCAAACAGAAUGCUAAUAAUAUAAUUCAAGCUGUAUAUCUAUGCUGAUCCUUACUUGGCAGCAGCAGAAAUCACGAAUGGAUUUUUGCACCAUCCUGUACCUGUUUGUAAUUGCAAGCUGUGGUAUGACUUUGCCAUAACUCUCUGUAAGGGUAGUCUUCCAUGAACAUGAGGCAACAGUCAUGUUAUGGGAACGCCAGUUCAGUUCCCUCUGAAACAGAGUUGUUAUAAUAGCGUUUGAAGUUUCUCUCAUUUCUUCA
Molecule: messenger RNA, 1666 nt
Organism: Diospyros lotus (date-plum)
Lineage: Eukaryota; Viridiplantae; Streptophyta; Magnoliopsida; Ericales; Ebenaceae
Product: probable aminotransferase TAT2
Exons: 7
Coding region: 155-1423 (422 amino acids)
Biological process (GO): amino acid metabolic process; biosynthetic process
Molecular function (GO): transaminase activity; pyridoxal phosphate binding
Source: RefSeq, a predicted model, not a curated record